This is a messenger RNA of Hibiscus syriacus, 568 nucleotides long. RefSeq lists its product as uncharacterized. Bases 26 to 568 code for a protein of 180 amino acids. The transcript has 2 exons. NCBI's taxonomy places the organism in Eukaryota, Viridiplantae, Streptophyta, Magnoliopsida, Malvales, Malvaceae. The record is from RefSeq and is a predicted model, not a curated record.
GCGGCGGAAUUGAGAGAACUAAGAGAUGGCCAAUCACUAUUAUCAUCAAAGCAAUGUCAUUGCGGUAUCAACACCGUCAACAUCUUUGAACUCACUCUCUCCAUUGUUGCUCAGAGGAAAUCAUAGUUUCUUCAGAAACAAGAAGAUUGCUCUGGAGAGAUCUCUUGUGUUUGAAAGAAAAUCGACAGGAAGCUUGAGAAAAAACAGAGGAGGAGAAUACGCGGUGGUUGUUGCUUCAAGCGGCAACGUCGCGGCUUCUGAUCUCUGGGAUUCAUGGAAACCUCAGAAAAAUUAUUCGGCUCCUUCACUCAGCGGCAUCCUUUGGCCUUCUGCAGGAGCGUACGCUGCAAUGGCGAUAUUGGGAAAGAUGGAUCAAAUUUUAGCACCAAAAGGGAUUUCAAUGACGAUUGCUCCUUUAGGGGCGGUUUGUGCGGUACUGUUUGCUUCACUCUGCACCUUUUGCUUAAAUCUUCUAAAUGCCAGUCACUUUAGAUUGAAGCCUUUGAAAGCGAGAAAUUAUUAUAUAAACCUUUUUUAUUCCGUCGUUUAUGAUUCUAACCACCGCUAA